Molecule: messenger RNA, 2774 nt
Organism: Aplysia californica (California sea hare)
Lineage: Eukaryota; Metazoa; Mollusca; Gastropoda; Aplysiida; Aplysiidae
Product: folliculin
Exons: 11
Coding region: 513-2237 (574 amino acids)
Biological process (GO): positive regulation of TORC1 signaling; positive regulation of transforming growth factor beta receptor signaling pathway; positive regulation of GTPase activity
Cellular component (GO): cytosol
Molecular function (GO): GTPase activator activity
Source: RefSeq, a predicted model, not a curated record
AACAAAGAAGUUAUUUUUAUUGUGUUGAAGACAUGGGUUGCAAUGACUGGACUUAGUGGGGCUGUCACAUGAUCAUCACACAUCUUGUUCGCUGCUGGAAUUGUGGCAGAUUUCUGUACACAAUAAGGACUUUUGUGUAUGUGUAACAGGAAUGGAUAUUCCAAAUAAUAUUGACGUUCAGAGAUCAUCUAGAAAAUCUAGAUCUAGAAUCUAGAUCUAGACUCUUGAUUUGAAGCUCUACUUUUACUUAUCUAGGCUACAGGCUACAUGAAUUCUACUUGCUCAGUGACUCACUGCUGACUUGAAAAGUCUUCAUCAGUCAGUGGCACAGCAACACGAUGUCAAAUUCUGGAUUGUCUGGAAGUGGAAUUUUUCUUUAAAUUAUAUGUUCCCCUGCACAGUGCUAAGUCCUAAGUCAGACUAAGUGUGGUGUCUGCUGACUACAACAACUGUCGUGCAACUAGCCAGUUGAGUGUAGAGACGAACUGUUCUAAUACAUUUUUUCGAGCAAGAUGAAUGCUAUAAUCUCUCUGUGUCACUUUUGUGAGUUUCAUGGACCAAGGAUUCUGUACUGCACUCAGCCUUUUCGGCCUCAGGAAUCGAAGCAAGUAGAAGGAGAUGAGGCAGAAGUCAGCAUCUCCCACAGACUGAAGUCAACUUCCAUUGGUCCAAGCUCCAUCUCAGAUUCACAUGUUGCUUCAUCUUUAAUUUUGAGUGCAAAGGAUCAUUGUGAAGGAUGUAAGUCUGUCCACACUGGAUAUGUGAGCCAUGACGAAGAUGCACAAGUGAGCUACGUCAGCACCCAGCAGCCAUACAACCCUGAGGUGUUCACUCGGAUCAGACAAGCAUGCAUUCGUAGUUUAAGUGUUGAGGUUUGUCCUGGUCGUGUUGGUCCCAUAUUCUAUGGAGACAAGCAGUAUGGCUAUGUCCUCAGCUACACUUUCUCCAUCCCGGACAACCAAGCCCGAGGGAUGCACCGAUCAUUUUCCAUUUUAGUGGUUAUGAUGGACAAAAUUUAUCUCCUCAACUCGUGGCCUUUCUUAGUGCCCCACCUUAGGAUUGUAAUUGAAAACCUUCAGAAUAAGGCUCAAAAGAUUUAUGAUCAAGAAGAAGCCAAGUGCCCACAGCGGCCCUACAGACUCGGAGCAAGAGUUGAUCCUUCUAACUUCAUCAAGCAGCGUGGGGGGAACAAGCCAGCUAGAUCCUUACAGGAACUUACUGGUGACAAGAACGUUUUCCGCAUGUUGCACGUUGCUUUCUUGUGGAUCCUGAAGGCCUGUGGAAACCGCAUCUCGGAGACACUGCUUGAAGGCCCUCCCACAGAGGACACAAUUAUUGACAUGGAAAAACAAGAAGAAACGGAGGAGGGAUUUAUAAAAAUCUACACCCGGAAAGUGGAUGAAAGCCCUGAAAACUCGCCUGUUGGAGCAGAGGCUUCUGUAGAUAGUUCUACUGAAGCUCAAAAUAAUGGAGAUGAAGAGAAUGAAGAUCUCUUUGCACCUGUCAUUAAAAAUCUCCGCCACUUGAAAAAGGUGGUGGGCAGCUCUAAGUUCCUGGAACUGGCUCAUCAUGUCGUGGUUGGGAAUCAGGUCAUCGUCAGCGGCAGACAGCGACCUCUAGUCAAGUCGUUCCUCACCGCGCUGAAGAGCUUACUUCCAAAAGGCUGUUGUCGAGUCACCCCUUACAGCAAAGAGUACGAAGAGUCCUGGAAGUGCAAUUUUCUGGGCUUGAGCCCGGACGUGUCGCUGUCCCAGCAUGUGACCUCAUCAGAAAUGUUCUACUUGGUGGAGAUUAUCAAGCGCUCUCCUGCGCCGGAGGAAGAGGGACCGAUUUCCAUGGACCCCAGCAGCCUGAGCGGCCCUGAGUCGGACGCUAGUGAAGCUUCAUCGGAGGAUUGCUUGCUCAGAAAUUACGAGUUUAGAAUGAGCAGCCCAGUAUCCUUGCCUGCUAAAGUUCCAACAGUUCUUGAGAAGAUGAUGAUGGCUUUGCAAAAUGAGAACUUGUGUCCUGAAGUUGUGGAAACAGCCAUUACGUGCCUGAAGGAAGAAUGGAUGAACAAAGUCAAAGUGCUCUUCAAGUUCACGAAAGCAGGGGGAAACAGAUCUGAGGAAGAUACUAGGAAAUUGCUGCAGAUUGUCGGUGCUCGGGAUGAGGACAAACAGCUGCUCAAGUUUUGGAUGACGGGCCUCAGUGUGCAGUACAGAACACACAUCUUGGCUUCUUCUGCUCAUAGAUGAUAGAUGAGAGUAAAGAAUGUUGGGGGGGGGUUUGUUGCUUCUUUUCAGAUACCACCUGAGACAGAUAAGGUUAAUUUGUUUCGUCCAGACUCUGGUGCACUGCUGGUCUACUCACUAUUGCUAUUGCUAAGUCAUGAGGCCAACAAUACGCAUUACCAUAAGAUGUAACUUUGUAACAAAAAAUUGAAUAUCUGAUUCUGGAUGUGUAUCUUUCAUAUUUAUUUUUCAAUGGGCAUAGUUCUGUCUUUGUAUUGACAUGUUCCAUGCUUUGUCUUUUGAAAAAUAUACUGUGCACCAGAAAAUAAAUAUUCAAGUGUCUUUGGAAAUCGGGAAAGUGAAUGAAUAUUUCCUUGCCAUAACUGGUUUACACCCAGAGGUGCAGCUGGGUAAUAAGUUUGGGAAUAACAUAUCCUUGUGAGCGACAAAUUAUUUUAUGGUUCUCUGGUGUGUGAUGUUUGUGUAUGUGAGAACCUAUUCGAAACACUGCCUGAUUUCACGCUUAUGUUUGAAAGCGAUGGUGUAAUGUAUACUGGUGAA